AUGGAACGCAAAAUUGCAAGUGCGGUUCGUGAGAACGGUCAAGCAAUAGAUCAAACUCGUGGCGAAUUGCCAGAUAUCAGAGAUUAUCAGCAGAAAGCCGCACAUCGCGAUAAAGCAAUAAUAGAGUUAUGGUCAAAGCAAAACAGUGCUCUCUCUGAUAAAGUUAAUACUUUGAGCUUAGACUUGGAUAAAUUGAAAGCAAAUUUACAUAAAUUUGAACAAAAGCAUGUUUCUGAUCACCCUACUCAACGAUGCGUACAUAUAGUGGCCAAAACAACAAAAGAUCACGAAUCUGAAAAUCUUUUACUACAACAAAUAAGUGAGAAACAGGUUAAUACCCCAGUUGACUCGUGUGUAAACUGUGCCCAAACCAACGAAUCUUCGUACCCGGUGACUAAACACAACUGUGUGACUAAACAAGAGUCCAAUCUAACACAUCUACAUCAAGUCGGCCUUAAACAAUUAUCAAAUAACUCCAAAAGCGUCAAUGACGUCAUCAACAACAAAGGUUCAAGUGGCAAAUCAAACCCCGAUACCGUAAAUAAUAGACAGAAUUAUGGUCAUCCUCCCACUAGUCAGAAAAUUACUCACAGAUCCGUCAACGGAGAAAAUAGUAUUCCCACCCCGCGACCGGCACCACCGGAGUGGCUGAAAUGCUUGCCUUUGAUUGAUACACCGUACAACGAAUCAAGUAACAAUCCGGUUUUUCGUGGAGUCUUUGGAAGGCGGAAGACUCGUUGGAGAUCUCGCCGGGAGAAGUAUUCGGACAUAGAAUAGAAUAGAAUAGAAUAGAAUAGAAUUUUAUUUGCACUCGAGAAAAAAAAAAUGACAAGAUUAUUACAAUAAAGUGAGAACGGUGCUGGGGAAUUGGAGUAACUAAAGUUUUCGAGCCAAUUCCCCAUAAGAACUAUAUACAACAAUGAAUUAAAUAUGGCAAAUAAUAAUAUAAAAGAAAAAAUAAAUUUACAAAUAUAUAUAGAAAUAUAAUAAACACAUAUAUACACACAUCAUAGGACGAAAUUCGAUUUUUAUUAGCUUUAACCUAAAGUGUAAAUAUAUUGAAAGGGCGCUUUACACCAUUUAAGACGGGUGUUAAAUCCAAGUAAAGAUGGAAGAAGAUUUAUUUAGCAUUACUGAUGUUUAAUUGACCCUUUGUCACAAAAUUUAAGGACAUAACUUUUAUAGAACUUUACACUCAGGAAUUAAAUCUCGUUAAAGAGCAUGGCAAUAACAAUUCCAUUUAUUCAAAAGUGUAAAUGUUUGAAAAGGUCCCUUUUUCCUUUUCAUUACAUAGUUAAACGUCUAUAAAGAACAGACAGGGGCGGAGCGAAGACUAUCCUUUUCGGGGGAUGCAAGACAACUUUUUGCCGACAAAAGGGCGUGGCUAGCACGUUGUUAGGGCGUGGUCAAAACGAACCGUAUUUAUUUUUAAGUGAUGUACAACGAUGAAAUCCGAGUAGUUAGAUAAUUUAUUUUUAAAAUAGGCGAAAUAGUUCCUUAAAAUACAUGGUAUAAAUUUCAAAAAAGCACAUCCAAUCGUCAUCAAACGACCAAUUACAAACUAAACACGUCAGUUUCUCUCUCUUCCAUUUGCGUUUUUGCUUGCUACUGUCCAUACUUUUAAAUCAUCUUCGUAUUUCUCAUUGUAUAUAAGACCGUUAGGUGUAAUUUCUAAGACUUUUACUGGCUUUACAAAAUUAUGAAAUGAAGCGCAGAUGCAUCAACAGUCAACACGCACAUGUGCUUCGAGUUUCCUAUGGUAUCAUAUUUCACAAAAUUGCAAGAAAAUAUAAUGGCUAUUAAAUAGCGUAUUAGCGUAAUAAGUUCUUGGCCAAUUUGGCUGAAUGUUCGGAAAAGGGCCGAGCUUCAGUCAGUCGACAUAUCCAUCUUUUUGAUCUCGCAUUUUCUACAAAUUUUCUACAAACAAUCUCUCUCCAAUCAGGUAUUGCCUAUUGGCUUGAUCCAAUUCAUUUUGCCGACAACUGAUUUAUUGUGCCGACGGACACGGCAUUGGGGGGGUGCGGCACCCCCCCGCACCCCCCCUUAGUUACGCCCCUGAGAACAGAUCACUUUGCUAAAUAUUUAUAAAACAUUUAACAGGCAAAUUAAAGGUAAAAUAAUGAUAUAGUCUCUUUAUCCAGCUUUACACUCAUAAAUUAAAUAUCUUUAGAGGUCAUAAGACGAAAUCUGAACUACAAUCGUGUUUAUUCAAAAGUGUAAAUGUUUGAAAAGGACACUUAAUAUCUUUGCAUGACAUGGUUAAACGUCGAUAAAGAACAGAUACUACGUUUAAACAUUUAGCAAGCAACUUAAAGAUAAAAUAAUGAUUUUUCCACUUUACCCAGCUUUACACCAUGCAAUAAAAUGUUAACAUUUGCACUGCAGCACUGCUGCGAAAGGCAGGACUCGCGGGUCCGCCGGCAGCUUGAACUUGAAACCUCUAAAUGCAGGCCGUUGCCUUGACGACGAAAUGGACAAUGCACAAAUCUUCCAAUGUUUUCUGUGUUUGUCUUUCUGUCAUUCUGUGUAGCUCGUCAGAGAAAAAGCUUUCAGACAUUGUUUCGAACAACACGUUGACGUUUACACUGCAUUAUUUUCGUUGUUCUGAAGAUUUAUUAUCGAUAUGGAUGCGAGACCUACUCAAGAUUAUUUGUUUUGCACCCAUUGUCAAGAAAAUGUGUCCGAAUCUACGUUUAGGCGACACAUGAAUCUAGUCAAUAUGGCUGGUCAAAGUUCAGCGUUUGCUCGAAGCUCUUAUUGUCCGUCUGGAAGGAACUCAUCCGAAUCAGAUAGCAGCUCUGAGUCCGAGGGAGAACGCAUGG
Molecule: messenger RNA, 2822 nt
Organism: Paramuricea clavata
Lineage: Eukaryota; Metazoa; Cnidaria; Anthozoa; Malacalcyonacea; Plexauridae
Source: the annotation of a GenBank genome assembly